Messenger RNA from Salvelinus namaycush (lake trout), 2380 nucleotides. Its product is annotated as FAS-associated factor 2. NCBI's taxonomy places the organism in Eukaryota, Metazoa, Chordata, Actinopteri, Salmoniformes, Salmonidae. Gene Ontology annotation, molecular function: ubiquitin binding. Gene Ontology annotation, cellular component: endoplasmic reticulum. The transcript is spliced from 11 exons. The record is from RefSeq and is a predicted model, not a curated record. Bases 530 to 1822 code for a protein of 430 amino acids.
ACACCCCGCUAACUAGCUAGCCAUUUCACACCGGUUACACUACAACCUGUUAGAAUUAUUAUAUGCUCAUAUUCUCUGUCUGUAUUGAAUAGUUUAUCAUCUGGUCAAUCUAAUAGGAGUGACCUACUAUUGGAGGUAUCAAUGUUAUCAUGGAGAAUUGAGAGAAUGUGUGUAGUAGUGAGAUUCUGCUGGGUCCCAGCACAUUCGGGUGUGGAAGGGAAUGAAAUUGUAGACCAGUUAGCUAAAAGAGCCUUGAAACUAGAUAUAAUUGAUAUGAAUGUUCCUCUGGGUAGAGGUGAGGCCAAAUGUAAGAUCAGAGCCAUUUUGAUAGAUGUGUGGCAGAAGAGAUAGGACUCUGAGCACCGGCAUUUAUAUGCCCUACAAAGAAAGGUCGGUGGACCAAGAUUCAAAGGUCAGAUUAGAAAAGACGAAGUGGUGUUUGCUCGAUUGCGCUUAGGACAUUGAACAUUGAACUCGUCAUUACAUCUGGUUGGCAAGCAUGUGAAUUGGUUCAUGUCUGGAGUGGAGCAUGUGUUGUUAUAUUGUUGACUUGACAGGUUUGGAGUCUAUGGACCAAUGUCGUCGCACAUUAGAACAACACAAUUGGAACAUCGAGGCUGCGGUGCAGGACAGACUGAACGAGCAGGAAGGAGUUCCUAGUGUGUUUAACCCUCCGCCGUCCAGACCCUUACAGGUCAACACAGCAGACCACAGAGUGUAUAGUUAUAUCGUCUCCAGGCCACAACCCAGAGGAUUAAUAGGAUGGAGUUACUACAUGAUAAUGCUACCUUUCAGAUUGACAUAUUACACACUUCUGGACAUAUUUAGGUUUGCCCUGCGGUGGGUCAGGCCAGACCCUCGUGGACGCGUCACAGACCCCGUGGGUGACGUUGUCUCCUUCAUCCAUAGUUUUGAAGAGAAGUACGGUCGAUCGCAUCCAGUGUUUUACCAGGGAACAUAUAGCCAGGCAUUGAAUGAUGCCAAACGUGAGCUUCGCUACUUGUUAGUUUACCUCCAUGGAGAGGACAACCAGGAUACAGACCAGUUCUGUCGCUCCACGUUAUGUACAGAGGAGGUCAUGACCUUCCUCAACACCCGGAUGCUGUUCUGGGCCUGUUCCACCAGCAGGCCUGAGGGAUACAGAGUGUCCCAGGCGCUGCGUGAGAACACUUUCCCCUUCCUGGCCAUGAUCAUGCUGAAGGACCGUAAGAUGACGGUGGUGGGACGUCUGGAGGGGCUCAUCCAAUCAGAGGACCUCCUCAAUCAGCUCACCUUCAUCAUGGAGGCCAACCAGACCUACCUGAUGUCUGAACGCUUGGAACGGGAGGAGAGGAACCAGACGCAGGUGUUGCGGGCGCAGCAGGACGAGGCCUACCUGGAGUCGCUGAGAGCCGACCAGGAGAAGGACCGGAGGAAGAGGGAGGAGCAGGACAAGGUUCAGGCGGAGGAGGAGAAGGUCCGGCAGACCGUCCUGGCCGAGGAGAGGAGGAGGAGGACGCUGGACGAAGAGAAGGAGCGCAAGUCAGAAUGUCUUCCCCCCGAGCCCCCAGCAGACGACCCCGACAGCGUCAAGAUAGUUUUCAAACUGCCUAACGACACCAGAGUAGAGAGGCGGUUCCUCUUCCAGCAGUCUCUGACGGUAAUAUACGACUUCCUGUUCUCGUUGAAGGAGACCCCGGAGAAAUUCCAGUUAGUUACCAACUUCCCCCGCCGUGUUCUGCCCUGCCUUCCCACGGAGGAGCAGCCCAACCCCCCCAGCCUGAAAGAGGCCGGCCUCAGCCGUUCCGAGGUCCUCUUUGUUCAGGACCUGACGGACGAUUGACACCUAGCUAACCCUCCAACAUGAGCAAAUCAGCUGUUCUGUUUUUACCUUGUUUCUAGCCCCCAUUUUUUUUUUUUUAAUGGCCGUUGUGCACUAGGGGUCACUGUCUGAAAUAAUGAAACAAAAACUCUGACCCUAAAUAAUUUAGCCAACCCGCCAGCCCUGAUACUGUUUUAAAAGGAGACAUGUUAACUCCUUGUACAUACGUUGGAUAUUUAAAGAACAAGGCUGAAAAAGCACCGUUUUUUUUAAUUUUUAUUAUUCAUUAUUCAAUCAAAGUUGACUCUCUAUAAUGUAAUUGUCCUGAGACGAACAAACAAGCGAGGAUUGAGUUUCCGUACUGCCUGCGGUUUAGAACGACAACACAGUUCAACAAGAAGAGGGCCACAGCUUUCAGCAUGUGGCUUUUACCUAUCUCUAGUAUAACAGUCUGCCUGUGGUGAUUUCAUAGAUGCCUAUUUCUCCUGUAACAUCAGAACGGGCUGGUCAUGUUUAAGAUGUCAUUUUCCAACAACUAUAAAUGAAACAUUUUAAAACGUUGUGAUGGUUUUGAUAAUA